CUUGCUGGAGAUCAGAGACUUCAUAAAGGCAGAUCUCUCCAGCGCUCGCUCCCUUUUCAUUCUUUGUUUGUCGUUGGUGUGUGCGUGCGGGCAUAUGUGCACACUAUGUGGGUGAGCGAACGUGUGCCAUGGCGUGUGUGACUGGAGGUCAGAAGUCAACUUUGGGCCUGAUGGCUUCAAAAUCCCAGCACAACGCCCCCAAAGCCAAGAGUCCCAACAGCAAGGCUGGAUCUCAAGGACAAUGGGGUCGUGCCUGGGAAGUGGACUGGUUCUCCCUGGCCAGCGUCAUUUUCCUGCUGCUCUUCGCUCCGUUCAUUGUGUACUACUUCAUCAUGGCAUGUGACCAGUACAGCUGCUCCCUGACUGCCCCCGUGUUGGACAUAGCUACAGGCCGUGCUAGUCUGGCAGACAUCUGGGCCAAGACACCACCUGUAACAGCUAAAGCUGCCCAACUGUACGCCUUGUGGGUCAGCUUCCAGGUACUGCUUUACUCCUUGCUCCCUGACUUCUGCCACAGACUUCUGCCAGGCUAUGUGGGAGGCGUCCAAGAAGGUGCCAUUACUCCAGCAGGGGUUGUAAACAAGUAUGAGGUGAAUGGGCUGCAAGCCUGGCUCAUUACCCACAUCCUCUGGUUUGUGAACGCUUACCUCUUAUCCUGGUUCUCCCCCACCAUCAUCUUUGACAACUGGAUCCCCUUGCUGUGGUGUGCCAACAUCCUGGGCUAUGCCGUGUCCACAUUUGCAAUGAUCAAGGGCUACCUGUUCCCCACCAGUGCCGAAGACUGCAAAUUCACAGGCAAUUUCUUCUACAACUAUAUGAUGGGAAUCGAGUUCAACCCCCGCAUCGGGAAGUGGUUUGACUUCAAGCUGUUCUUCAAUGGACGACCGGGAAUUGUAGCAUGGACCCUUAUCAACCUGUCCUUUGCUGCCAAGCAGCAGGAGCUUUAUGGCCAUGUGACCAACUCCAUGAUUUUGGUCAAUGUCUUGCAGGCCAUCUAUGUGUUAGACUUCUUCUGGAAUGAAACCUGGUACCUGAAGACCAUCGACAUCUGUCAUGACCACUUUGGGUGGUACCUGGGCUGGGGAGAUUGUGUGUGGCUGCCCUACCUCUACACACUGCAGGGCCUGUACUUGGUGUACCACCCUGUGCAGCUCUCCGCCCCCAAUGCCUUGGGCAUCCUGCUGCUUGGCCUCGUGGGUUACUAUAUCUUCCGAAUGACCAACCAUCAGAAGGACCUGUUCCGCAGGACAGAUGGGCGCUGCCUCAUCUGGGGCAAGAAGCCCAAGGCCAUCGAGUGCUCCUACACAUCAGCCGACGGGCUGAAGCAUCACAGCAAGCUGUUGGUCUCAGGCUUCUGGGGUGUGGCUCGCCACUUCAACUAUACUGGUGACCUGAUGGGCAGCCUCGCCUACUGCCUGGCUUGUGGCGGUGGCCACCUCCUUCCUUACUUUUACAUCAUCUAUAUGACUAUCCUGCUCACCCACCGCUGCCUCCGUGAUGAACACCGCUGUGCCAACAAGUAUGGCCAUGAUUGGGAGCGCUACACGGCUGCUGUGCCUUACCGCCUGCUGCCCGGAAUCUUCUGAGGCUAGCCCUGGGAAGCAGAGAGAGGUGUCACUGAAUGUGUGGAGUUGGGUGCAUGGGGACCAGCAUCUGGCUUUCCCCUCAGGGGGCCUCCUCAGUUUGCUCAUCUGGAGAAUGGAGAGCCUGGUGUCCCACAGUGGCUGCUGGCAGCUAGAGCUGAGUUCACAGAUGCCCCAGCAGAAUGGCUUGUUCUCUCUGUUCAGCAUCCUGACGGCAGAGGCCCUUUCAUGUCUGUUCGGAGCCCGCCAUCUAUGCUGUCUCGAUAGAUUAGGCUUACCAGAUGUCUCCCACAAUUGGGCCAUCCUGGUAAACUGGAGACCAUGUAGGAUCUAAAGAGUUUGGCAGUGCCGUCACCCCCUACCUGUCCUGGUGGGCUAGGCCCCAUUUUUGUCUGUAGCAUGUGCAGUGUUAAUUGAUCAGCCAAGGAUUCAAAGGCCAUUGAAGAAGGGAGGCUUUUUUGUUUAGGUUCUUGAUUUUUUUUUUUUGUUUUUACCCCAGGAAUGGCAGGCAGUGGAUGGGCUAUCCAGGGGGCACUGCCCACUGCACAGUCCCUUUCUAACUUGAUAAACAGGGUUCCCAGGACUCCCCGAGUGCCCACCUAGCAGCUCAUCCACCUGCCCUAUUCCGGAAGGUGCUUCUUGUUUACCCCUGAGACUUGGCUCAGACAACCCAGAACGUACGUAUCACCAUUCAGUGGCCUUAGCCACACCUUCCCCAAAGGGAGACCCAAUGUUGGGGAAGGAACAUUCUCAUUAGGGACACUGCCCCCCCCCCAACUCAGGGUAUUCUGUAAAACUAGAUAGACUCGUCUUAGCCUUGCAGGCAGUUCUUUGUAUUAAAUCUGCUUUGUUCAAUGA
Mus pahari (shrew mouse) is the source of this 2441-nucleotide messenger RNA. It is a transcript of the gene Dhcr7, whose product is annotated as 7-dehydrocholesterol reductase. Gene Ontology annotation, molecular function: 7-dehydrocholesterol reductase activity. The record is from RefSeq and is a predicted model, not a curated record. Gene Ontology annotation, biological process: brassinosteroid biosynthetic process; cholesterol biosynthetic process. Lineage: Eukaryota; Metazoa; Chordata; Mammalia; Rodentia; Muridae. Gene Ontology annotation, cellular component: endoplasmic reticulum membrane. Bases 129 to 1586 code for a protein of 485 amino acids. The transcript has 8 exons.